UUGUGCGCGCAAAAGUUUGUUUACAUAUACAUACUGGGUUGGUGUUUGCGAGGUCAAUUAAAAAAUUGUUAACUUUUCAUAGUGGAAAAAGUGUGUUUGAAAUGGAUCCGGAACAGACGAGGAAUCCCUUAGAGGAGUCCAGUGUCACAAUGGUUGAUGUUUUGCAAGAAGAACGCGAAUUGGAAGAGGAAUAUAAUGCCGUGCUUGGUGCAUCCGAUGAAAAUUGUUGCACAUACUCCCGAGGUUCGAUUAAACGGCAAGCCCUCUACUCUUGCUUGACUUGUUGUCCAGAUGCUCUCACGGACUUGGAUAAGUGUGCUGGAAUUUGUUUAGCAUGUUCUUAUCGCUGUCACGAAAAUCACGAGCUUAUCGAGUUAUAUACUAAGCGUAAUUUUCGAUGUGAUUGCCCUACAGAACGCUUUGCAGGUCAAAACCGCUGUUUGCUUAAUUCAGAGAUGACUGCGCUACAAGUGCGCAAUGCCGAAAACUUGUAUAACCAAAACUUUCAGGGCUUAUACUGCAAGUGUCGCCGGCCCUACCCGGAUCCAGAGCGGACAACAGAAGAGGUGAUGCUGCAGUGUACUGUUUGUGAGGAUUGGUUUCACGUGCAUCAUUUAGAUGCGCCAGCAUCGACAGCAAAGAUAGCAGAGACCGAUGUCUGUGGUGAAAUGAUUUGUUGCGAUUGCAUGCAAAAGCACACAUUCUUGCAGGACUACACAGGACUGGCGCUACAAAUGCCAGAUGAUCCAGACGUUUCCGUGGCUAAUGUGAAAGUUGUUGCCGAUACUUCUUUGCGUGAGGAGAAUGACAACAAGUUGCAUUCAGAUUUAGAUAAGAGCAUAUCGGACAUAAUGAAUAUGACCGAGAUCAAAACAGCAGCAUCUGCAGAAAAUGGGCAAUCGUCAUGUGAGCCAAGUGAAGCCGUUGAGAAAUGUACCGAGGAUAUUUGUUCAAAAGCUAAACGGCGGAAGGUUGAAAACGACCAAGAAUUUAAUGAGCAGACAGAAGAACACUGCCGACGCCCUAGAAGAAAACAAGAGUACCCAGGAGGUCCUACAUUUUGGACCAAUGACUGGCGAGCAGCAUUAUGCCAAUGUUCUCAAUGCUUGGCUUUAUAUAAAUCCGAAAAAGUCGAGUACUUAUUGGACACAGAAGACUCAGCAAAAUCUUACGAAGAGCGAGGCAAGCAACGUGGGACAACUGAAUCCACAUAUGAACAAGGUAUACGUGCCUUGGCUUCCAUUGGUCGGGUGCAGCAAAUAGACGCUAUAACCGAGUACAACCGCAUGAAAGAUAAAUUGAAAGAGUAUUUACAAACGUUCGCUGUUACCAAAAAAGUCGUCACUGAGGCUGACAUUAAUCGUUUUUUUACUGAGAUGCGCAACGAAAAAAAUGCAGGCAUAGGACAGCCACACUUUUGUCGCUAGGUCGAAAAUUAAAGACGGCAUAUGAAUCUGAAAAUAUGAUCCUUAUAUGAUAAGUUUAAAUACACACCAUACAUAAUUUCAUUCAAAUGUCGUACAUAAGUACAAAUACAUCAAUACAAAUUCAGUAUAUCGACUUUUUAUGAAAAAUGUUCCCCUUACUUCUUGUUUCCAUUCAGAAUUAUUCCCUGCACAUGUCUAAAUUAUUAUGCAUUAAAUUAGAAAAUUUGUAUGUAUAUUUUUGAGGAAGCUUAAAAAAUCAAUAAAUGUGAAUUAAAAUUUGAAAUCAA
Messenger RNA from Anastrepha obliqua, 1714 nucleotides. RefSeq names its product putative E3 ubiquitin-protein ligase UBR7. Bases 102 to 1427 code for a protein of 441 amino acids. Gene Ontology annotation, cellular component: cytoplasm. The record is from RefSeq and is a predicted model, not a curated record. The transcript is spliced from 2 exons. Lineage: Eukaryota; Metazoa; Arthropoda; Insecta; Diptera; Tephritidae. Gene Ontology annotation, molecular function: zinc ion binding; ubiquitin protein ligase activity.